AUGAGGCAGCGAGGGCUCCAACGCAAGCGGAGUCGGUCGCCGAACCCUCGUGUCUUCAAGAUUCCGAUGGUCGCGAAGAAGCCAGUACUCGAAGAUGCAGCUGCUGCCAUCAACGCAGAGCUGCAGAACGACCCAGCUCGCGAUGCUAUCAUGAGAUUCAGCGGUCCAGGAGUCAGACCAAAGGUUGGCAAUCGACUGCUGACACAGGCUGAGAUGGACGAGAAGUGGGACGCCUCUAGAGUGAUGAGCGGCCUCGGAAAUAUGACCACUGAAAGCAUGGAGCUCUUGCGUGAGCAACAGCGCGAAGCACACGCCGUGGCGCACGAGGCCAAUACCGACCACGACAACCUCGAAAUUCCAAAGUUCAACGAAGACACAAAGCCCGUGGACCAUAGGGCUGUCCUCAUCGACAACUGCGAGUCUUGUGGGACAAGGAUCAAGGCUGUCCACUACAAGUGCUUCGACUGCCCGGACUAUGUCUUUUGCGAGCAGUGUUACACGGGAGGCAACCACGAUCACGGGGUCCAUCACCGGUUUGCGAAGUUGUGCAAGCCGUUCACAACGGAGCCAGCUAUCGCGGAGGUGUUCUGCAAGUGCCAGUCAAUUUCCAUCGAGAACAUGGUUCUGUGCACCACUUGCAAUGUUCCAUUCCACCCUGGCUGCUUCGGACUUGGCUGCAAGAGUGGUAGGCACUACAAUGACAACACCAUGGUGCGUGAGAGCUCCAAGAAGGCCGACUACAACGCCUGGCGAGGUGGUAAAGCCUUCGAGUGUCGUCAGUGUAUGCAGGCAAAGGCCGAUGCCGCAAUGCACACUGUACCCGAAGUCGCUGAAGAGGACGGGGAGGACGAGGUGAUUCCAGACGCGCCGACGCAGACAGCCUCGAACUUCUCUCGUAAGCGUACUGCGGAUGAGUUCGACGAAGAUAUCGCUGAUGAAGAUGGAGAUAUGGGGCUAGACGAGGUGGCGCCAGCUCCAACUGCAAAGCGUCACAAGCCAGAGAAAGUCACGAAGGAGGUCGAAAUUGACGACGAUCUCAAGUCUCUGUUCGAAGAGGACCCGGAGGAGGAAGAGCAGGCCAGCACCCAAGCUACAGCCACCUUCACGCUGCCCAUUCGUUGA
This is a messenger RNA of Fulvia fulva, 1122 nucleotides long. RefSeq lists its product as uncharacterized. The record is from RefSeq and is a predicted model, not a curated record. The transcript has a single exon. Gene Ontology annotation, molecular function: zinc ion binding. The coding region runs from base 1 to 1122 and encodes 373 amino acids. Lineage: Eukaryota; Fungi; Ascomycota; Dothideomycetes; Mycosphaerellales; Mycosphaerellaceae.